GGCGCAUGUGCGCAGCGAUUGAACACGGUUAAAGCCGAAGCUUGAACCUCAACCGAUAACUCAUCUCCUUUACCAGAGGUCGUGAACAGGUAACUGACGGAUCACAGCGGUGGAUUUAAUGGAAGUCUAAUGGAAAAUACACGUUGAUCUUUACCUGGAGGAUAUAUUUUAACUUUUGACCCAGUGGAAGAUCUAAGUCGUAUGUGAUGCAGAUUACCAUGCUGUGUGAAAGAAGAAAACAAAAGAAUGAAGAAGAGGGUCUUUGCUUUUGAUGUCAUCCUUAUUGUCUGGGAAGAUAAAAGUGAAUUCUGUAUCUGUUACUGUGUGGAAGAAUAGAUCGGCUCUCGAAGGAAAGAACAAUGGAUUUGAGAUCUUCUGUUUUCCUUCAUGGUCUUCCAGCAAUAUUGUGCAUAAAUGGAAACUCUGGUACCUGAAAAGUACACUGAAACUAUGUAGUUUUAGUUAUGUAGUUUAGUUAUGAGUGAUAGUUCACCUACUCAACAUCACAGGAAAAUCACUAUGAACCUAACCCCAGAUCAGCCACCAACCCUGCUCUAUGACCUUCCCAGGGCAUUGGACCUUCAGCGUGAACCUCAAAACAAAAACAGGUCGGCUCCAGCCAGCUUCUUCAACAGCACCUUCUUCUUCCAGGAUAAUGCGGCUUUAGAAUGGCAGCUGUUCCUCACCAUCCAAGAGCCUGGCACCAUUAUAUUGACAGUCCUGUACUCUAUUUCCUUCCUUGUGGGGUUUUUUGGCAAUGUCAUGUCCCUCAAAGUCCUACUGGGCCAGCAUGGAAGCAUGCGACUGUCAGGUGCUAGCGCCACCCGUUGUCUGUUGAUAAACUUAGCAGUGUGCGAUCUGGCAGUGGUUUGCGUGUGCAUGCCUGUCACUUUGGGUCACCGCAUCUAUACGCCGUGGGUGUACGGGGACUUCCUGUGCCGGGCGGUGCCCUUCACGCAAGCUGUGUCUGUUUCCGCCAGCGUCCUAAGCAUCACAGUCAUCAGCAUUAGCCGGUACUACGCAGUUCACUCACCGCUACAAUCCCGUGCAUACUUCACUCGUCGACGUAUCCUUGCCUCUGUCACAAUCGUGUGGGUUAUCUCCUCUGUGAUCUGCAUGCCGGUCGCCAUUGUUACCAGGCGAGAUGAAGUAGCUUUAAUCGAAGGAUUGGCCAUCGUCCUGCCUGUCUGUGGAGAGGUAUGGCCUCAACCACGCUUGCGACAAGCAUACAACGUCCUGCUCUUCAGUGCCCUCUACUGCCUACCUGUGGGGUUUAAUCUCACUCUAGCCUUUCUAACAUGUCGUCGGCUGCGUAGCACUCGCUCUGAGGGACGGUUCACAGAGUUGGACCCGCGUUCCCAGGCGCUUCAUGAAACAAGGCUACAGGGGCGCCGACAGAUCGCACGUAUGGUCGCAGCUUUGGUUCUGCUCUUCGCUCUGUCAUGGUUGCCAAUGUAUGUGACUGAUAUUUGGCUGGACCGUGAGUUGCGCCAUCCACCGGACUGGCUUCUUCAGACCAGACCCUUUGCACAGUGGUUGGGCCUCACCAAUUCUUCUCUCAAUCCUUUUUGCUACUGCUUCAUUGGUGACCUCCACCGCUCAGCCAAGGCUUUGCGUUUACGCCUCUGCGGGCCAUCCCCGGCCUCAGCGCUGGCUCUGGCCUCACUUCCGAAAAUAUUCAACCUGCAGAAUCAAGACAAAUCUCAAAGCGCCACCGACAACUCAAACAACUCCUGCGGAGAGGACACUGGGAGCCUGAAUCUGUCGAUAUGGUGGACUCAAUCUCGCACAUGUGAGUCAGUGAGCUUGCCUUACCAUUUAGGAAUGACUGAGGUGAUUACACUGGAUACAUAGCAGAUCUGAUGCACCGCUGUGGACAUUUGCUUUCAGAUGUGUCGUGCUUUGUGUUUUGUGCUUCUAGAAAACUGGAUUUAAGUGUUAUUUUGCAGAAAAAUCAUUUACUUAUGCUCAUGUCAUUCCAAACCUGCAUGACUUACUUUAAUGUGUGAAACACAAAAUAUAAUGAUUUUAACUGUUUUUGUCUAUACAUUGAAAGUCAGUGGGGUUCAAACAACAUUUGACUUUCAGCACUGACCACUGACUUUCAUUAAAUAGCCAAAAAAAAAAAAAAAACACAU
This is a messenger RNA of Labeo rohita (rohu), 2138 nucleotides long. RefSeq names its product galanin receptor type 2. Gene Ontology annotation, molecular function: G protein-coupled receptor activity; peptide binding. NCBI's taxonomy places the organism in Eukaryota, Metazoa, Chordata, Actinopteri, Cypriniformes, Cyprinidae. Bases 478 to 1854 code for a protein of 458 amino acids. Gene Ontology annotation, biological process: neuropeptide signaling pathway. The transcript is spliced from 2 exons. Gene Ontology annotation, cellular component: membrane. The record is from RefSeq and is a predicted model, not a curated record.